CGCAUCGAGUUGCGCGCCGUUGUGGUUGUGGCGUUGUGCGCCGUACGAAAGUGAUGUCGCACAAUACGUCACUCAAUUUACGAGAGAAUCUUUAACGAAUAAUUUGUGGCUUUUCUCGAGGUUGAUUCUCCUGCAGUUUCUCAAGUAGAGCGCGACCUAAAAUUAUGUCUGCCAUAUUUAAUUUUCAGAGCCUGCUGACUGUAAUAUUGUUGCUAAUAUGCACCUGUACCUAUGUCAGAUCUCUGGCGCCAAACUUGUUUGACAAACGGCUGGGAAAGGUUGGUUUUCAGGGUACUUUUUGGAAAUGUGCUAGGAUUGGUGAAAGAAAAAGCCCAUAUGUGGCUUUUUGCUGCGUCUGUAUGGCCUUUAGUAUUUUAUUUUGGUCGUAACAUUCCUACAUGAGUCAUCCUGGCCAAUGCAUUUGGUGUGUAUUCCAAAAUUAUAUCUUAAUAUAUUUAUGUAUCUAAGAUGUGUCCGAGAUGUGAGAAAAUAAAAAGCAGUUUUGAUA
Messenger RNA from Temnothorax curvispinosus, 508 nucleotides. RefSeq names its product protein kish-A (gene ksh). NCBI's taxonomy places the organism in Eukaryota, Metazoa, Arthropoda, Insecta, Hymenoptera, Formicidae. The transcript has 3 exons. The record is from RefSeq and is a predicted model, not a curated record. Bases 165 to 389 code for a protein of 74 amino acids. Gene Ontology annotation, biological process: intracellular transport; protein secretion.